This is a messenger RNA of Arachis ipaensis, 1035 nucleotides long. The record is from RefSeq and is a predicted model, not a curated record. Lineage: Eukaryota; Viridiplantae; Streptophyta; Magnoliopsida; Fabales; Fabaceae.
AUGGAAGUGGAUCUCACUGUUAAAUACGAGGACGUGGGCACUUUUGAAGGAAUGGACGGUAUGAGUCAUGCAAUUUUCGGCAGAGUGUGGGCAAUGACUUUGGGCGUGCCGGAGAAGACGGUGCCAAAGCCACUCAGGCACAGAGAAAGAAAGAAACGGCAGAAAGAAAAGGGAGAAAACAGGGAAAGAAAAGAGGGAGAGCAGAAGGGGGAAGAGAGGGAGACGGCGCCGGUGGGCAUCAUUGCCACCGUCGCCGCCGCUGUGCCGUCAGGAGGGAGAUCCGAGGAAGAGAGAGAGUGUGGAGUUGAGGGAGCAGAGAAACACGCCGCCACCUCCAGACGCCGUUGCCGCCGCCGUCGCCCUCAUCCCGAAUCGCCAUCAUCGCCGGUGCAGGGAGAGGAGUUGUCGCGCCACUGUAGCGCCGCCGCCACUGUUGGGUCGCCGUGCUGUCGUCUGAGAACAGAGAGCGUGCGCGAGGAAGGAGAAGCCCUGCCCUCGCGUCCGUGGUUGUCUCCGCGGGUCCCUGUCGCCGCCGCCUCUGAGUUCGUCGCCGUCAAGCAGAGCGCGCACAGAGGAGAAGCCGUUCAAGCCAGACAGAGCGCGCACAGAGGAGAAGCCGUUCAAGCCACUGUCAAGUCACCAUCGAUGAAGCUUCAACCGCUGUACCUCUGGUCACCAGAAACUGCCGUUGGAGCCGCCACCUUCUUGGAUUGUUUAUCGCAAGUUGCUCUGUCGGAGCUACCAUUCCACUACUGCCGCCUUUGCUCUGAGCCGUUAAUUGUAGCGAGUAUUGUUGUCAUGGCGGCUGCUCGGUUUAGUCGCUCCUCUUUAGCAUGGAUCGAGGUCCGGUUGCUGCACGUUGGUAAAUUUAAGUUGCUGUUAUGGGUGCGGACACCAUGGAGAUGUGAUUGCGAUUGUUACCAAUGUCGGGCCGAGAGGAAAAGAGUUCCGGUGACGUGUUUGGUCUAUAGUUUCGACUUAUUGAGGAACCAGAUGAAGAAGCAUUAAGAAGAGUUAUACUACGUUUGGUUUAUA